CCCCGACGUCAAGUUCAAUCGCUGCAUCACCUCCCAGCUGAUCAAGUGGUUCAGUAACUUCCGGGAGUUCUUCUACAUCCAGAUGGAGAAGUUUGCGCGGCAGGCGGCGGGCGAGGGCGUGGCCAGCCCCGACAAGCUGAGCAUGAGCCGCGACUCCGAGCUCUUCCGCAUCCUCAACCUGCACUACAACAAGGCCAACGACUUCGAGGUGCCCAGCCGAUUCCUGGAGGUGGCGGAGGUCACGCUGCGCGAGUUCUUCAGCGCCAUCCGCGGCGGGCGGGACGGGGACCCGUCCUGGAAGAAGGGCAUCUACAAGGUCAUCUGCAAGCUGGACAGCGAGAUCCCCGAGGCCUUCAAAUCGCCCGGCUGCCCCCAGGAGCUCGGCCGGGAGUGACCGGCCUACCGCCCGCCCCCUCCAGGAAGUGGACCGACCCUCCAGCAACCCCGUAAAAAAAAAAAUAAACACCCCCCCCCCUUCUCCAAAAAUACCUCUGCAAGGCCAAUUAGACCAACCACUUCUCCUCAGGUCAUCGGGACACCCCGAGACACUGAAAGUGCACAACUGCCCUCGAGCAUCAGCAUUGGGGAACCCCCUCUUUGACUCCGAAGUCUCCCCCCCCCAGGUCCCGAGCAACUCUGCCCUGCAGGAAUGGCACCAGCGAGCCGGACGCUGUCAUGAAGACACAGGGGGUGGUGGGCGAUAGUGCACAAAACACAUUUAUCACGUCGACCUCACAAGUGUGAUACCCACACUCACCACUGGGUGGCAGCAUGGAGCUCUGGGUCAGAUCCCAGGGGGGGUGGGGGACUCUGCAGUGGGGUUGGCGUGGUAACUGACGGGAUGUUCAAUAUGUGGGGGGGGGGGCCUGUAUUAUACACGUGGCUGCCCGGGAUCGGUGUCCUUACCCACGCUGCGGUUCCGGAUGGCGCGUUCCUCCGAUCUCCGGCUCCCGGCGCUCCGCCGCACGCCCACGUCUGCUUGAAGCGUUUUUUUUGGCGUUUGCCAGGAUUUAAAUAAUAAAGAAUACCCAACAUUCCUUAA
Molecule: messenger RNA, 1042 nt
Organism: Lepisosteus oculatus (spotted gar)
Lineage: Eukaryota; Metazoa; Chordata; Actinopteri; Semionotiformes; Lepisosteidae
Source: RefSeq, a predicted model, not a curated record